Molecule: messenger RNA, 1151 nt
Organism: Microdochium trichocladiopsis
Lineage: Eukaryota; Fungi; Ascomycota; Sordariomycetes; Xylariales; Microdochiaceae
Exons: 2
Coding region: 288-1151 (287 amino acids)
Source: RefSeq, a predicted model, not a curated record
CCAAGUGUAGGGGUUCAAUGGCCUCCAUCCUCUCUCAACCCGAUCGACCAGCUUCGAUCCUCCACCGUAUGCCAGCUGAAGUCCUCCUGAUGGUCUUGAGCUUUAUCGCUGGGGAUGAUACUCGACCGGUUUCCCUCUUCCUUAAGGACGACACAGCACUCCCCAGCGGGGCGGAAUAUUGUGACUGCGAUGAACCUCUCCCCAUCCCUACCAACGAGCAGGAGUCCAUACUGUGGGAUUUGAUGCAGACGUCUCGCUAUCUAUGAGCAUGCGCUCGCCCGCAGUAUAUGACAGCGACUGCGCACCUGGUUUGCGCCUACGAACUCGAGUUUUAUAUGACGAGUCCCUUCGUCGAGCUGCAACUACGAUGCCGCUCAGUUUUUGUAUACCUUAGCGGAAUGCCAGGAACACCGCCUGUUCCACUCCAUCCUUUCCUGGGGUUUGUUGAGUUCCUGCCGGACCUUAUAGGACACCAUAUAAACAAGUCUUGGAAAAAUCUCAUCAGUCUCUUCCGGUUUCGAAACGAGACUUGGAUGAAGCGUCUUCGAGAGAUGACGAGAAUGUCCGUGGACCGGAGCGGCAACAUCUACAUGGUACCUGUGGAGGGACGUAUUACGUCGUGUCCUGACGUCAUGAAUCUAAGGGAUGAGCUCUUGGCUCUGCGCGGGAGUGUUGACGGCGCGGCGUACCUCCAGUUGAUCCCGGCACCGGAACACCCAACAGGGAAGUGCGACAGCGAUUGGCGUGGACUCCGGGACCCGCAGCAUCGAUUAUUCAAGAGGGGCUGGAAGAAAGGAGAUAUCGAGAAGGUCGACUGCAAGAAUGGAAUGAUCAGUGUUGUGCCGAGCCGGAAAUUCAUUUCAUCACGUCGCAAGCUCUCCGACGUAGGGAUCAAUGAGAAGCUCCUUCGCCAACAGCUCGACGAACCGGUGUACCUCAGACUUUUUCCGUCUGCUGGUUGUGAUGUGGAGGACGACGUGUUGGACGACGCGGGUGAUGACACAUAUAAAAAGCACUGCUCUGAUGUGGAGGGGAAAUCCAGUGAUGAAGGGGACAGUGACGAUGGGGACAGUGACGAUGGGGAUAGUGACGAUGGGGAUAGUGACGAUGGGGAUAGUGACGAUGGGGAUAGUGACGAUAGGGAAGGAUAA